This is a messenger RNA of Galleria mellonella (greater wax moth), 5049 nucleotides long. It is a transcript of the gene FANCD2, whose product is annotated as Fanconi anemia group D2 protein. Gene Ontology annotation, cellular component: condensed chromosome; nucleus. Gene Ontology annotation, biological process: homologous chromosome pairing at meiosis; interstrand cross-link repair; double-strand break repair involved in meiotic recombination. Gene Ontology annotation, molecular function: DNA polymerase binding. Bases 777 to 4832 code for a protein of 1351 amino acids. The record is from RefSeq and is a predicted model, not a curated record. NCBI's taxonomy places the organism in Eukaryota, Metazoa, Arthropoda, Insecta, Lepidoptera, Pyralidae. The transcript has a single exon.
UUAAGAGUAUAUAAUACACCUGAAACCUAAAAACAAGGAACCUGAAACGUUAUAUACAAAUGACAGAUCCGUAGUGAUUAUAUAUCAUAGAACAAGAAAUUACAUGGAAGGAACUAAAAACAAGGAAUUACAUAGAAGGAGUGAUAAAGUUGUCAAUUCAUAGCAGGCUAAUGUAUAGAAAAUGUUAUACGGCUGUAUAACGCUACCAAAUUCAGAUACAACCUCCUUACGUAGUUUCUACAUAAACUGUGUCGAAUAUAUAAUCUAGUAAUGUAAAAUUUGAUAUGGACAAAUAAUUGACAUAUCAAACAUUCAAACAUAUCAUACACUAGCAUGGUAUGAAUUGAGAAAAAUAGUAAAUGAUGGUGUAUCUUUCAUCCUCUUUUUACUAAUUAUAUUUGCAUAAGAAGAAAGGAAGCAAUAUAAAAUAAAUAUUUUUUAUGUAAUUCCUUAUUCUUAGCCUGUCUUUAAACAUAGUCUGUCUAAUCUGUGGUCGUUUCUUCCUAUCGAACAAAGUAUUCCGGUAAUUUUUAAAAUUAUAAGUCUAUUUUGCCAUUUUUUCUUUUUCUUAAACAUAUAUAACAUAAUAGAGUACUUACAAGGUAACGAGUGCAUACAACUAUAUAAUAAAUAUAUAGUACGGACUUAAAUCACAAACACAGACAUAGUGCCCUUUCAGUGGUUCAGUGUCGAAGUCUUAUACACAAAUUAUAUAGAGAUGCUAAUGCAUGAAGCUUAGAAAAUUUUUAUUGUUAACUAUUAAUUUGUAGAGUGUAAUGGCAUCUAAGAGAUCUAAUAGUGUGACUGGAAGUCAGAGCAAAAAACACAAAACAGACGAUGAGUAUCUUCAGAAUAGUUAUCUACGCAAGACUCUGAUAGAAAGCGGCUUAAUAUUGAAACACCCUCCAGAGAAAUGUAUAGCUUCUGAGAAAACUAUUAUCGUGAUACGCAAUAUAAAGAAAAAUAUUCAGAAACAUUUUGAUUAUCCUCGGAAUAUUACAGAUUUAUAUAUGAAUUUAAAACAAGAGUGUCACAAUUUAGAUGUUUUCAAACAAUAUUUGUUCCCAAACAUAAUCAGAAUUGUUAGUGAUAGUUCUGAUGAAAUUAUUCUUAGUGACAGUGUCUUUAAAAUAUUGCUAAAUGUUCCUAUUCUUCAAAAUAAAUUGAUUGAUUUUAUAUUUGAAAAAGCUAUAGAUUUAGCAAGCGAGUCUAACUGUAGUCCGUGGAUUCAAAUGAUACUCAAAUGUUUCUCUUCUUUGAAUAAUAUAUCGGACUCUGAAAAAAUGGCUACAAACCUUAUUAACUUAUUAGAUGUAACUACCGAAAAGAUUGUUCGUUUGGAAAUUAUAUCUGCAAUUCCGGGCAUUAUUGGUGACCAGGAACACAGCAAUGUUGCAACUGAAAUGAGCAGAAUAUUGAGUGAAGAUCAAGACUUGAUACCGGCUAUUUUAGAUUGUCUCUCAUAUCUUUGUUUAUCUAAUGAAGAUUAUGAGAAGUUGCAAAAAAAGACAUUAAAUAUUUUGUUGAGUUUGUCAAAAUGUGUACAUUUUCCCAAUUUUGUUAAAUUUUUACUUCAACCAUCUCGAAUUAGUGAUACAGCAUAUUUAGAGGCAGUACAAGGUUUAAGAAAUGCUUUAGGUUGGUCAACUUCAAUAGCAAAAUAUCAAGACAUUGCUACAAGCCAAGUACUCACAGCAGUUGCUAUCAGAAAUUCCAUGGUAUCAUCAAAAGUGAUUGCUAAUGCAUGGUUAAAAGUAAUAUCUGCUUGUAAAGUUAAUACUGAUCAUAAAGCUAUUGAUUUCAUUAUAUUCUUAAUUUUAUAUUCCACAUCAGAAGAAAAACAGAAACAGGUUGAAAUUAUUAUAAAAAAGCAAAUUAAAUGUAAUGCCCUGAAAGAAACCCUUUUAGAUGAGUGCUUUGAGAAAUACAAGCCAAUAUUGAGGGAUUACUUAAAACAUCUCAUUUGUCUUACAAAUUCAUUACUGAAAGUAAAAGCAGAUAUAGUUAUUGCAACCUUCGCUUCACAUUUAUACACACUGAUGUUCUCCAAACUUGAGAACAGCUCUCGGACAGUUGUUGCUGAAAUACUUCAAUUAGGUUUAGACAGUAAACAUUGUGUUCUGAAUAUACUACUUAUAUUAAACAGUGUUGCAGCUAAAGACAUAUCUUUACUAAAACCACAGAGUGUUCAGAUGUUAACAUUACUGGACAGAAUGGAUGACAUGAAUUUGAAUGAAAUUAGGGCUAUAAUGAAUUUACUGUGUGGACUUGCUUACAGUUAUGAAAACUCUGUUAUAAGAGAUGAUAUUCAUAUGGUAAUAAGAAAAGAACUCAGUAGUUCUAGCCCUAAAAUUAAAUUGCAAGGCAUCCUUGCUGGCAUUCAUGCAGUGAAAUAUCUUAUGGCUAACAGUAAUGAUGAUUACACACCACAUUUAUCAGAUGAUAAUAGUUUUGGAUCUGUUUCUCAUUUGUCUGAAGGUGAUCUCCGUGAAGCUGCUGUAAUUAUUGAAUUAAUUAGCCAAAGCACCCGUCAAUUACCUGACAUGAUUGCUUUUUUUUAUGAUGAAUUUACCAAAGUUAUUGAAACAGCAUCUCAUAUAAACAAACAAUUUCUGUCGUGGCUUACAUAUGCAGUCACAAAUGACUUGCAACAAAAUUUUAUUGUUGAAAGUAUAGAAAAAGAAAUGAUUGGUGAGCUAAAAUUAUCACUACAAUAUUGUCUUAAUACUGAAAGUGAAAUGGAUGAAACCAUAGCAAUAAACAUUGCAGGAUUAGCUUUACAAUCUAAAAGUGAAAUAGAUGUGGGUAUCUUGUCGUCUCUCUUUCAACUUGUACAAAUAUUGCACUGCAAGCAAUAUGAAGGAGAUUUAUCAAAUAUAGAUGCAUUGUUAGGAUGUGCAGUUAUAAUGCCAGUAGUUGAUUUAGAUGUAAUUGAAGAUCUAGAUAAUUCUUCUAUCAGUAAUAUUUUGGAUUGUUUAAUUCAUUGUGUCAAUUGGUUUAGAGAGUUAUUGAAUGCCUUUGCUAUGCAAGAUGAUGAUGCACUGAAAACGAAAAUAUUAAAAAGAGUUCUUCAAAUUGAAGAAUUAGAAAUAUUAAUUGAGAAAAUUAUUUUAAAAUCCACUGUAACAUAUAAACCUCCAGUUUGUAAUUUUAAUGUAAAAAAAUAUACAGGAGAACAAAUUGAAAAAAGGCCAUUCAGAACACAGAUAUCAAAAUUAAAAGCUCAGAAAGUUAAUGCGCAAGAUGAUGCACUGAUACCAGAAACAGUCAAGACUCAAGGAACACAAAACAAUCAGAACACAGUAAAAAGUAAACUUGAUUCCGUUCAUAAUGUCCCUCUUCGUCAUUUAGGACUAAAUGUGCUCCAUUUGUUAAAGAAUGAUUUAUCAUCGAAUGCUGACAGUGGUGAAUCUGAUAUGUCUAUUAAAACACUAAAAUUCGUCUUAAAAUGUGUUAAUAAUAAUAUAGAAAAUAUACUGAUUGCUAAAAUAAAGAGUCAAGCAUUUCUCCUAAAACAAGAUCAUUCUAUGAUGUAUGAUCCAAAAAAAGCGGAAGAUUGUGCUAAAUUAAUUAGUGACAUAUUACCAAAAACAGUAGAUCAUCUUAAAAAUAUAACAUUUUUUCUAGAUGAUUUUAUUGCAUCUCACAAUAAUCAAGAUGAACAUGUAUUUAAUCUAACAUCUGAAGUAAUGGAUUAUAUUACUUGUUUAGAAUAUAUAUUUAAUAUGUAUACAAUAUAUUUUAAAUGGAUUGGAUUUAAAAGUCAUCAUAAUGCCUUAUUAAAAUGCUCCCUCCAAACUAUAGCAUUUACUGAUAAUACUAAUCUAGUGUCAUUAAAAGACUUAGUAUCAGCAGCGGUUAAGCAUCUUAAAAAAUAUGAAAAGUACUGUUUACAGUUGACUACUGCUGUAGCACUGAUAGAAUUGUUGAAAUCUGUUCAGGAAUAUUCUGAGAACACAGUUACUUUGAAAAUACUUAGAGGUAUGGCUCAUAAUUUCUUGUCACAAAAAUGGCUUACUCCAGAUGGAAUACCAGAAAAGGGUUUAUUUUUUAAUCAGAGUGUGGAUAAAUUUGCUGCUCUGUAUUUCAUUAACAAUGAAAUUGUAGAACUAAAAGCUUUAACUAUUCAGUUGGCCAAUGAUAUAAAAGUAUUGAAAAGUCGAAAUGAUACACUGAGUUCACUGAAAACUAUUAGCAAAGGAAAUUUUGCUAUUUUGUACAGAAAUUUAGGAACAGCAAUUCAUGAAUCUACUAAAUCUCGUUUAAAUAAAGGAUUAACUAAUACAGAUCAUUUAGAGUUAUGGAAAGAUGUGGCUAUUAUUUUGAAGCAUAUGUCAGAUAUAGCAAAAACUCUUGAAAAUAGAAAUAACUUAUCAGCAUUUUUCAAAAAAUCUCUUCCAAUUAUUAAAUUAUUUUUAUCUCAAGGCAUUCCCAUAUUAGAAAUUCAACUGAAAAAUGAAACGGAAGAAGUAUUAGAAAUUUUGAAAAUUCUUCAACAAUCUACAAGAUUUUUGCAAUCGCUCUGUUGUCAUUCUAGAUUAAAGAAAGACAUUGUUUUAAUGAGUAAAGUACCAUAUAUGAGGCAGUUACUGGAGACACUGAUUUACAAGGUAAAAGCAGCACUAGUUGCUAACAAAUGCUCUGAAGCAUUUUGGAUGGGCAAUCUAAAAAACAAGAAUAUUCAUGGAGAAGUUAUAGCCAGCCAGGAGAGUAUAGAAAGUGAACAAUCAGCUGAAAAUGAUGAUGAAGAUUUACUUGAAGAAGAUGAAAGUACAAAUAGCGAUGAUGAAGUCCUUAAUCCUGAUUCUAAAAGUAUCAGUGACAUUGUUUAAUGUAAUUUGUAAACCUGUUGUUUAAACUACAGUACAAAAACCUAACACAAUAAAAAAGUUUAUAUCACUAAUAUUGUUAUUAUUGCUAGAUAGCUUCAUAGAGGUAUCAAAGUCUAUCAAAUUAUACAUAUAAUCGAAGAACAAUGAAAAAACUAUAGUAGAAUCUCAAUUAUCCGAAUAUUUGUAAACAGAAAUAUGACAGUUCAUCUAGCAGGCA